UGAUGUUUAGCUUUGUGACUUUUGUGAAUUGAAAUAAAGAUGGACAACAUACUUAUUUUUCUUUUAUAGAAUGGCUUCAAAUGCCAUUGCAUGUCUGAGUCCCACCAGAGGCAAUUGCUGCUGGCUUCUGAAAAUCCUCAGCAAUUCAUGGAUUACUUCUCUGAGGAAUUCCGAAAUGAUUUCCUAGAACUGCUCAGGAGGCGAUUUGGAACGAAGAGAGUCCACAAUAACAUUGUAUACAAUGAAUAUAUCAGUCAUCGAGAACACAUCCACAUGAAUGCCACGCAAUGGGAGACACUGACUGAUUUUACUAAAUGGUUGGGGAGAGAAGGUCUUUGCAAGGUUGAUGAGACUCCAAAAGGCUGGUAUAUCCAAUAUAUUGAUAGGGACCCAGAGACUAUUCGCAGGCAGCAAGAACAGGAAAGGAAAAAGAAGCAGGACCUUGAUGAUGAAGAAAAAACUGCUAAAUUCAUUGAACAGCAAGUUAGAAGAGGUUUGGAGGGCAAGGAACUGGAAAAGCCAGUCUAUACUGAACUGAACAGGGAAAAUGAAGAAGAAAAAGUUGCAUUUAAUUUAAACAAAGGAGCAAGUACUUCAAUAGCAGCAUCUUCUAAAACAAGCAGUGUCCUUGGACCAAAUGCACUGAAGAUGGUGGAAGGGGCAGUUAAAAGAAAAGAAUCUUCUCAUAGCUCUGGUCAGUCCAAAGAGAAAAAGAAGAAAUCUGCACUGGAUGAGAUUAUGGAGCUUGAAGAAGAGAAGAAAAGAACAGCUCGAACGGACUACUGGUUGCAGCCUGAAAUCGUUGUAAAAAUUGUAACAAAAAAACUUGGAGAGAAGUAUCACAAGAAGAAGGCAGUUGUUAAGGAAGUAAUUGACAAAUACACGGCAGUUGUGAAGAUGAUUGAUUCUGGGGACAAACUGAAGCUUGAUCAGACGCAUCUGGAGACUGUAAUACCGGCACCAGGCAAGAAAGUUUUGGUAUUAAAUGGUGGUUACAGAGGAAAUGAAGGCAUCUUGGAAUCUAUUAAUGAGAAGAGCUUUUCAGCAACUAUAACUAUUGACUCCGGACCUUUAAAAGGACGCCGAGUUGAAGGUAUCCAGUACGAAGACAUUUCCAAACUUGCCUGAGGUGCUAAUUGUGGAUCAGAGAUGAUUUUGGUUCCUCCAAACAACUUUCUGGCAUCUUGCAGGCAGACACAAGACUCUACCAUGUCAGGGUUUUAACUGUGUGUGUAUAUGUAUUUAUAAUGUACAUAGAAAUGAACCACAAACAAACUGGAUUUAUUUAAAGAUCACUAUAAAUUUGCUACAUAAAAUAUUUGUGGAAAUCUUAUCAGUGGAAAUAUUUCAUCUGGUUCUGUAUCAAAGUUAUGUUAUAAUAUUUGAUUCGAUUUCCUUCUGUAAAAUGUAGCAGAUAGCUGCAAGCUGUAGUAUUUUAUUUAGUAAACUAUUUUAGGAGUUCUGUAAAAUAGAGAAUUACCUACAAACAGCUGCUGGAGGCAGGCAGUGUAUGUUGGAGCCGGUGGAGUUCAAACAACACAUUUUUCAGUCUGCAGCCAAAAUUGAGUCUUGGCUGUAGGAACAAGGGAAGGGAUUAAGAGAAUAGCAGGAAGGUAAGAGCGCUGCAGGGGAUUUUUUCUUGGGUUUCGUAAGAAUGGUCUAGGUUAUUAAAUGCUGUCACCAACUUAUUUUUAGUUAGCACGUCAGCUGUAAUAGAAUCUAUUUAAUCAGUCCUCUCCAUCAGCCUCUGAUCUUGUUGUCAGGUUUUCUACUAAUACCAAUAUGCAGCUUGCCUGCAUAUGGACUCCAAGUUGGAUGUUACUUUUGGGACUGCAAAGUCGCCAACCUAACUGUGUGCAGAUAUGAAAUCAGUGAUUGCUGUUUUGGCUUUCUAGAGCCUUUUCCUUUGGUCAUAUUUCCGUUGUUUCCUUGCUUUGCUACAGAUGCUAAAUGAGUAACGUUACUUUUUUACUUAUUGAAAAAUGUGACAUUUUGUACAAUAUUUUAUUUUUAAGGCAAUUCGGGAAUAAACCUGAACCUCUCUCAGAUCAAUGUAUUCUUUAUCAGCCUCUGAAAAUGUUGGCCAGAGCUCUGUUUGUUUAUAUCUGCCAAAGAGCACAGUAAAUAGGUGCCCAGCUGGUGCUCUGCAUUAUUCACCUAAGAGAAAGAUGUUAAGUCAUCCCAGACAAAAUACAAACCAAUAUCUUACGGUCCAGUCUUUCUCUGAUUGAUCUAAACCCUGAUGGAAAGAAAACCACUAAUCUGGAGCAGAUCUCAGCUGUGUGGAGAGCUGUGGUGUCUGCUGCUCCAGGGCUUCUGCCAUCAGCACUUUUUGGGGAGGCUGAGCCUUAGGAAUAUGGGGAAGGUGAGAAGGGAUAACCUUUGCCUGGGAAGUAAUGCUUGGAUUUCCCUGCUAGCACAGCAGUUGUCUGUAGCUGAGCAAAAUCCUUCCAAAAGGCUUGGUUUGUUCUCAGGAGAUGGGCUCAUCCCCUUCCUUCGUGGCUGAGGGUUGGAUAGGACAAGAUGCCGUCGCGAGGUGCACAUCAGUUAUGUUGCAGCCUAAAAGUUCAGGGCAGCUAGAGGCAAAGUCACUGUUCCCUGUCCCUUCUCCUGCCUCAAAGCAUCACUUUCUUGCUGAUUUGUGGUUUCCAGGGGACCCCUGGAGGAAAAUUCAAAGACUGCAAAGGUGUAAUCCAACAGCUGCUUCCUGGAAUAGCCUGAAAUAAUCUUAUGCAGCGUAUCACAUGGCUUUCCACGGACCCAGGACAUAAACGCAAGGCAGAGUCGAGCAGUAAAGCAGUAUCUAGAAAUGGAGAAUUAUGAGGAAAGGAACUGAGGACAGAAGAGAGGACACACUUAUCUAUAAAUUCAGGUUGUGCCUGCAGCUUGAAUUGCGUAAGCAGCUGUCUGCCUCUUCUCAAAGAACAAGUACAGAACGAGAAGAGCUUCUAGGGGAGAAGUAAGGCUAAGUGAAAGUACGGAACAGCUCCUGUAUCAAGUGAAAAUAAUUAGACUUAAAAUUCUGCAGCCUGAAAAAGUGAGGAGGAAUACACUAGAGAUGUGCAGUUAUGAACUGUGUGGAGAUGAACAGAGCGUGAUUCUUCACUGCUUGCUUUUGCAUACGAAUGGGGAAGCAGACAGUGACAUUACUGAGAAGGGGAUUAAAAAACAAAACUGGCAAGCUGUUCUUUCCCUCCUGCCAUGCAGAGAGGACCUUGUUAAAUUUUGGAACUCAUUGCUGCAGGAUAUUGUGGAGGCCAAAGAUGUAAAAGAGUUCAAAGAAACAACGAAUAGUUGGUAGGGAAAUUGUGAACGCUUCUGAGAAUUACUUUGGCAAGAUACUUAAUACACGUUAAUCCUCUCACGCCUGACACCAUGUCUGCAGGAAAGAUCAUGGAGCAGUCUCCAGUUCAUAAGCGAGGGAAACUAAAGUUCAGAAUUGCAAGUAGAUUACUUGAAUUCCCCCUCUUAUAUUAGGGCUGCCGAGAAGAACCUGGCCAACGUUGUUUUCUAAGGCUGCCUGAAAGCAGCCCUUUAAAUCUGGAUCUAGGUACAUACAUGUACAUGUUUAUUUCAAUACUGAUUGCAUUCAUUGCUGGAUACUCCUCAAGACAACUGUUGGGAGCUAAUCCCACUGGAAGGGAAGCUUUUAGUGCUGCUGCUGAUUUCUAUAUAGCCUGAAUUUGAGGCUCUUCCUCCUACUUUCCCAGAUUGGUAUCUGGAUGUAAACUGCAGGAAAAUAGCACCGUUGACAUUUUCUCAGGAAAACAGGCUGGAGGAACUCUCAGGCUCACCUAAUUCAUCUUCCUGCGAUAUGGCAGCAUCAGCUAUUUCAAGGUCAUUUCGGGCAGCUGUUUAACCCAUCCUUAAAGACCUCCAUUUCUGGAGAACUGCAUGCCUUUUUGAUGACACCUGUACCAGAGCCGCCCAUGUUCCUCGUUUGUUAGAUUUCCCUUAUAUCUAAUGCACAUCCUCCUGGCUGUGGUUUUAGACGCAUUGCUUUUUGCCCAGUGUAACAGUGCAUUAACUCACGUUUUCCCAGCACGCUGAAGAGGCAAAGUGUAACUAUUAAAUCUGGUCAUGUAUGUUACUCACAGUACAGGAGCUACAACACAUUUACAAGUCUACUAAGAAAUGUAUAUUAUAAAAUAGCUGAAAUUUUUACUGGAGUAUUAAUAUCCACUAAAUCAGACAUGGCAAGUACAAGAUAUCUACUGCAAUCCAGCAUGACUCUUUAUUACAGAAUUAUUAUUAUUUUUUUUAAACAGAAAGGGGAGUUAAAUUGCUUUGAAACACUGAUCACUCAUAAAGCAGAUGGUUGCGAAGUCACCUUUGGUUGAUCUGGCUUGUCAGGCUGAAGAUAGUGUUCAGAAUAGUUGUUUGGGGCAUGAAGGACCAAAAAGGGAUUUUUUUUUUUUUUUUUUUGGU
This is a messenger RNA of Struthio camelus australis, 4428 nucleotides long. The record is from RefSeq and is a predicted model, not a curated record. Lineage: Eukaryota; Metazoa; Chordata; Aves; Struthioniformes; Struthionidae.